UAGUGUUUGAAAGUCUGGUCUGGUCUGGUCUUUUGAUGCCCAGGGGCUUUAACCAUAACUGCAACCAGUCUACCCUUUUCCCAGAAGUCAAAAAGACUGGACUGGACCACAAAAGACCGUGGUCUGCGGUCUUUUUGCAGUCUUUAGACUGGUUUUGGUCUGCAUCAGUUUUAACCGGUCUUUAG
Laccaria bicolor S238N-H82 is the source of this 185-nucleotide messenger RNA. RefSeq lists its product as uncharacterized. Lineage: Eukaryota; Fungi; Basidiomycota; Agaricomycetes; Agaricales; Hydnangiaceae. The transcript has a single exon. The coding region runs from base 36 to 185 and encodes 49 amino acids. The record is from RefSeq and is a predicted model, not a curated record.